Musca domestica (house fly) is the source of this 5362-nucleotide messenger RNA. It is a transcript of the gene Orp8, whose product is annotated as oxysterol-binding protein-related protein 8. Gene Ontology annotation, molecular function: cholesterol binding. Lineage: Eukaryota; Metazoa; Arthropoda; Insecta; Diptera; Muscidae. Gene Ontology annotation, cellular component: intracellular membrane-bounded organelle; cytosol; membrane. The coding region runs from base 1100 to 4501 and encodes 1133 amino acids. The transcript has 12 exons. The record is from RefSeq and is a predicted model, not a curated record.
UUAACAAACACAAAUGUCAUUUUGAAAACAUGGGCAAAAUUAUCCCAGUAUGGACUUGAAAUGGAUUUCUGUAGAACCUUGUUUGGAGAAGAAAAAAUGCCGGUGCUCUUUUGCUCACGUAAAAUGGGAAAACAUAAUUUUGCAAGUGCAUGUGUUUUGGCGUCGUCGUCGUUGUUGUUUAUGUUUGUCGCCCCCCUCGACAAGCAAUCCACCCCUUAAGCCUGAUAUUUUAUCGGCCAUAUGAGAAUCCAACCAGAAAGAGAGUACCCAUUAACUGGAGACUGUUCGACCCCGUUGAUGAGCUCAUAGCAUGGCAAUAGCACAAAUGAACUUGUUUUGCGCUGUGUUAUUUGUUUUCACUACGCUAUCAACGUUGUGGGUAUGUAUUUCUUCUCCAUGCUCCAUGCGCACGCAAGCCAAAACAAGUUUGGAGCAAUUUCUGUGUUUGCUUUUAUUUGUAGAGGAAAGCAAUUUAUGAAUAUUUCUGUAGUUUCAAUCAGUCUUUCGUUGGAUACGUCGCGUUACGCCAGCAGUUUCUUUUUUGAUUAUUUGCUUACCACCCAUAUGCGGCGGUUAAAUAAAAACACAUUCGGAAACAACUAAAGAAACCCCAAAUAAAAGUUGAAUUCUCUAGAGUGGUGGUUGUAAAAAAAAAACCAAACACAAAAAGCAAUUUUUGAUGACGAAGUCUAAAAACGCCACAGAUUACCAGUACUCUCCAUGACACACAGCCGUGACAACGAGCGAUUUUGAAUGUUUCUUCUUCUGGUGGUGUUCGGGGUAUUGUGUGCUUAUUGCCUUUUUGUAUUGUUAAAUUAAAAAGAAUUUUAAUUAGAACAAAUUAGAAUUGUAAGCAAACGAAAUCAAGUGGUUCACUAUCGAUCUGUUGUCGUUCCAAAAGUUUAAAGUUCACAAAGCAGGCAAGGAAAAACCAAUUACAAAAAUCAAUCCAACCAACAACGAAAAAUAUUUUAUGUGUGUGUGUUUUUUUCCAAAAAAAAAAAAUAAAAUCAAUAAAAACGACAAUCGUUUAUGAUAAUCUGUGUGGAAUUGGAAAAAGUGAAAAAAUACAAAGCCACAAUAACAACAAUAAAUAAGAAUGGCUCAGAGCUCUUCUAAAACGGGUUCACACAGUAACCUAAUGGCCAGCGGAAGUAGUACUCCAAUACGUAUUGGCAGUUACCAUGGUCAUGUAUCAUCGAGUGGUGGCAAUGACUCGCCCACCCCCAUGAUGCAUCAUCAGCAACAGCAAUCGCAACAACAACAACAACAACAGUCUAGCAGUGUUCCAGCUACUGCUGGACAUCUGGGUCAAAGUUCGGCUUCUUUAAAUAUGGGCCCAUCCACCACAAGUCAACAUCAUCCUCAGCAGCAACAACAACAGCAGCAGCAACAAACAUCCUCUUCUACGGUUGUUAUGAGUUCCAGUGUUACCCCACCAAACAGUGCUGGUUUACGUCAAUCGGGAGCUUUUGAAUUCAAAUUCAUGAGACGUCCAUCUUUAAAAACUGCCCACUUGCCCAAAUUGUCAUCGACCGAUAGUUUAAGCUACAGUCCGGGUCCAUCAUCUCCAGGCCUUGCCAAUUGGACAUCCGACAGUCGUGACAAAUAUGAUGGCAAUCAAACCGAUAAGACUCCGGGCGAUUCAUCGAAACUCAAUCGCAAAGAAUCGUAUAAAGCGCAACGUAAAAAUUACCGGCGCGAAAAGAAACGUGUUGCAUCGGAAUUAUUAAAUUCAUUACAGGAUCCUGCUGUGAUUGUCUUGGCGGAUUGGCUUAAGGUUCGUGGAACUUUAAAAUCAUGGACCAAACUAUGGUGCGUCCUAAAACCCGGACUAUUGUUGCUAUAUAAAAGUCCAAAAGUGAAAAGUAGCCAUUGGGUCGGUACAAUACUGCUGACAUCGUGUCAAGUCAUUGAGAGGCCAAGCAAAAAAGAUGGAUUCUGCUUUAAACUAUUUCAUCCUUUGGAACAAUCGAUUUGGGCACCCAGAGGACCGGACAAGGAAACCAUAGGUGCUGUGGUACAACCUCUGCCAACGGCUUAUCUAAUUUUCAGAGCUCCUAGUCAAGCGGCCGGCAAAUGCUGGAUGGAUGCCUUGGAAUUGUCGUUAAGAUGUUCCGGUCUAUUAUUACGUUCAAAUUCUUCUCCGGGACCCAAUCAACAACCCGGUGCAAUAGAGGCUUCAAUUUCCCACGAGACCCAAUGGUCGGAGGCUGAUUAUGAAAAGCAUUUCAAUGAUCAAGACAAAGAUAAAUUUCCCAAAAUACAGCGUAAGUCACAACAACAACAACAAUCACAGCAAUAUCUCACAGUACCAACAACAACGGAUGACGGUGGUAGCACCGAUACCAGCAUCUAUCAUCCAUCACGUUCGCAAACACCACUGUUACAACAACUCUAUCUAACCAUGACCCAUUGGGAACGGGUUGUUGCCGCCAAUGCCCAUCAAUUGAAAAAAGCCAAACAUUUACCGAAACUACGUAGAUCCAAAAAUAAUAUCGAUUUCAGUGAUGUCUCUAGCGUUGAAAACUCACCCAGAAAAACGCCACACGACUCAUUGAAGUUCUUGAAGAAACGUCGAGGGACAUUGCUGAAAUCGUCGUCGUUGCGUUCGAUUCGAAAAUCAACAUCCAGCUCUUCCGAUGAAGAGGAUUUGAAAACGAUAAUAUCAACGCGUCAAUUAAGUUCGAAUGGAUCGUCGAGGCCAGUUAGUGCACCACCGGAUCUGGAUGCGGACAGUCAAACAGAGGCACCAGCCGGCGUUAUGUCGGGUAUAGAUACUGAUUCUGAUUCCGAUGGCAACGAUAAUGCUGUAGAUAAUCAAUUGCAAGUGAUUGACAAUGAGGAGCCAGUGGAAACUCCCUAUAUUCCAGCACCGGAAGAGGAAUUAAAUACGACAAGCGGCGAACAAGUGGAAGAAUUGGCAGAAGAGAAUAAAAGUUUAAUUUGGUGUUUGGUAAAACAAGUCCGUCCAGGUAUGGAUUUAAGUAAAGUGGUAUUACCCACAUUUAUUUUAGAGCCACGCUCAUUCUUGGAUAAACUAGCCGAUUCAUAUUAUCAUGCUGAUAUUCUAUCAAGGGCCGUCCUUGAAGAUGAUCCAUUCACCCGCAUGAAACUGGUUGUACAAUGGUAUCUAUCUGGUUUCUAUAAAAAACCCAAAGGUCUCAAGAAACCCUACAAUCCCAUUUUGGGUGAAACCUAUCGCUGCUAUUGGGAACAUGAGAAUGGUAGUCGCACUUAUUACAUUGCUGAGCAGGUCUCACAUCAUCCACCAAUAUCGGCAUUUUAUGUGACCAAUCGCCAAGAAGGUUUCUGCAUUAGUUGUUCCAUCUUGGCCAAAUCGAAAUUUUAUGGCAAUAGCACUUCAGCGGUGCUAGAGGGUGUGGCUACGCUAACUCUGUUGCCACGUGGCGAAAGUUAUACACUAACCACACCUUAUGCCCAUUGCAAAGGUAUUCUCAUGGGUACUUUAUCUAUGGAACUGGGUGGCAAGAUAAAUAUCGAAUGUGAGAAUACGGGCUACAAGACGGAACUUGAAUUCAAGCUGAAACCUUUUUUGGGCGGUGCUGAUAGUACUAAUGUAGUAGCGGGUAAAAUACGUCUUGGUAAAGAGACAUUGGCCACAAUCUCGGGCCACUGGGAUGCUGAGAUGCGUAUUAAAGAUACGAAAACGGGUGAAGAUACCACACUAUUUGCAGCAACUAAGGACACAAUGAGGAGGCGUCUGAAACGUUAUGUUGUGCCAAUUGAAUCACAGUUUCCUAAUGAAUCGGAACGUUUGUGGAAUUUGGUGUCGGCCGCCAUUAGACGUGACGAUCAGAUUGGUGCUACCGAGGAGAAAACCGUUCUGGAAGAGUCCCAGCGUAAUGCUGCCAAGGAACGUAAAGCAACACUUACGGAAUGGGAACCAAAACAUUUCCAACAAGACAUUAUUACCGGCAAGUGGAUCUACAAAUAUGCCGAUCUACGUCCAUGGGAUCCUCGCAAUGAUGUCAAACAAUAUGAAUGGGAUUAUAAGGUAUUAACAAAGACCCGACAUCAAGCACCGAUGGUACGAACUGCAAGCAUUGUUAGUGUCGAUCCAAUGCAUGUGAUACGCAAUUGUGCUUCUGAACAAAGACAAUCAUCGUUGGCCAUCAUGAAGGCUAAACGUAAAAAUAAGAAACUAUCGAAACUAUCAUCAAAUGAUCCAAAUAAUUCAGAUUCAAGUCAAUCCCAAGAAGAUCUUAAUGACCAAGCUGUAUCAUCACACACUGUCAGAAAAUUAAUGUUAGCCGUUGACCAGUUAAACAAUGCUUUAGACGAUCACAAACGUCAACUGGUCAUGAUCAAUGCCAAAUUGGAACGUAUACAAUAUGCUCCACCACAUCAUACCGAACAUUCGUCGUCUGUCUGGGGUGUGAUAACACGAUCCAUACCACAGCCAUUGGUCAUACGAGCUUUAGCUUAUGCAUUUGCAGCUUUAUUAGUAAGCCUUUGCCUAAAGUGGCUUUUAAACUAGUUAACAUUAUUCAAGAAAUCUAACUAAGUUAAUACAUUAUUCAAUAAACCACACACACAUACUGCAUACACGUUUACUACAACAACAACAAUAUUUAAAUGCAAACAAAAUUAAACAAAAAUAUAUUUAAUUAAAGUCACAAAAAAUAAAUUCAAUGAAAAUAUAUUUUUCAUUAAUUACUAAGCUUGAACAUUUUUCACACAAUAUUGUCCCAAACAUAGUUUUUUCAUUAAUAUAUUAUCUUUGAAAAAAUUGGUGGUUUCAAAAAUAAUAUUUAGAUUUUUGACAAAAAAGAGCUAAAACGUUUAUGUAUUUUUAUUAUAAAUAUGUAUUUAAUUAUAUGUUAUGUAUACAUAUAUACUUUAAUUAUGUAUUAUAUGUUUACAUUUUUUAUAUUUUUAGUUGUGAAAAUGUGUAAAAUAAUUUCAUUAAUAAUUUCUAUUUGUUUUCUAGAAAACUAGUUGUAAGCGACGAUUUCCAAUUUGUUAUCCUAAUCUAUCUCAAGUUAUAAAUUCUUUUAUAUGUACAUUUACUUAUUUAUACAUAUGUUUGUUUGUAUGUAUUUUAACGCCUUAGCUUCCGGUUAUUGAAAUCAUUCGCUCUAUUUUCCCGUUGAAACAAACAAAUAUAUAUAUAUAUUUAAAAUGCCAUUUAAAAUAUAAAGUUUAUAAGCACUUGGCACCUUGAUGAAAUGAUAAACAAUCAAUAAUUUUUUUUAAUAAUCACUUUGAAUUUAAAUAACUUUUGAAUUGUACAUUUUAAGAUUAAAAAGAAAAAAACUUAUGUAAAAAUACACUGUUAUACUUAUUUAAUUCGGUUACACAAUUCCAAAAUUCUUUAAUAAAUUCCUAUUCCAAUUUA